GCAAGAGUGUAUGGCUGCAGCCUGGAGCGACUCUAAUUUUGCGCCCGGUAGCGCCUUCAGAAAACACAUUCCCGAGCCCGGAACUGCAACUCACCCUGCAGCAGCACAGCAACUCAGCUCAUGGAGCGCGUCACGGGAGGUGGAGUGCUUCCGUUUGUUUUAGCAAGUGCAGGGAUCUUGCUGCUUUAUCGGAUAAUUGUACGCCUCAGACCAGGAGCUGCUCUGCAGGAUGCUGUGGUGGUCAUCACAGGGGCCAGCUCUGGACUGGGGAAAGAGUGUGCUCAGGUCUUUCACGCAGCAGGCGCACGGCUCGUGCUGUGUGGACGAGAUGCAGCCCGCCUGCAGCAGGUGGUCCAGGAGCUUACAGCAAGUUUAACAGGCUCAGGGCGGCAGACUUACACUCCCAGCACCGUUAUCUUCGAUCUGGCUGAUACAGACACGGUGGACAGAGCUGCAGAGGAGAUCCUGAAAUGUUACGGACAAGUGGAUGUCCUGAUUAAUAAUGCUGGAAUCAGUUACCGCGGCAACAUACUGGAUACACACCUUUCAGUUCAGCGGGACGUUAUGGAAACAAAUUACUUUGGGCCCAUUGCGCUUACUCAAGCGCUCCUGCCCUCCAUGGUUCAUCAGCGCAGUGGCCACAUCGUUGUCAUUAGCAGUGUCCAGGGCAAGAUAGCCAUUCCUUACAGAUCAGCUUAUGCAGCCUCUAAGCACGCGACCCAGGCCUACUUUGACUGCUUACGGGCCGAGAUUGAGCGCUACGGGAUUCCAGUGACCGUGAUCAGUCCAGGGUACAUCCGAACCAGCCUGUCGGUCAACGCUGUCACAGGUGACGGCUCCAAGUAUGGAGUUUUGGAUAAAACCACAGAAAUGGGUCAGGACCCCAGGGAUGUGGCUCAGGCAGUUCUGAAGGCUGUCCGUCAGAGGAGCAAAGAUGUUGUCUUGGCAGGACCUCUGCCCAAUCUGGCCAUUUACCUCCGCACACUGUGGCCCGCACUCUUCUUCAAACUAAUGUCCUCUCGCGCUCAAAAGGAGCAGAAACCAAAAGACGAUUGAUGACGGCAGCAUGUGAGGACCACAAGGCUCACGGGGCACGUUAGAGGCACAUGGACCGAAACAUGAAAGUGACUACUUGACAUGGAGGACAGGAGGUGGGAAUAAAUGCAGCUCUUCAGUAACACAAAACAAACCAGAAACCCUUUUUGUUGUAACAGGAUCUAUGGCGAGUGUCUUUUAUGUUUUUGACUUACAUCUGUGAUUGACCAGGUUAGCAAGGUGUGUUGUUCAGCUAUUUCAGACAUUGACAAGACUCAAAGCUGUGCUGGAAAGACGUGAGCAUGUGAUGCUGUUUUUCAGAUUGACUCGCAUGGAUUUGGUUAGCAAAUAAAAUGUUUAAACUGUUAUCCGUUUACAGGAGCAUUAAUGUUUAAUUUGUAAUUCUGUCAGGUCUGGGAAAUAUUAUUGUCCAGGUAGGAGUACUACUAUUAUCUCAGUGUCUUCUGGUGUCCCACUCAAGAUAAUCGCCUUUUAAAAGCAUACAGUAUACAAGGUAAUGACUGAAGAACAGAGAUUUAAUUUGUAAACAUAACACUGACUUGCUGUUCAUCUCAACAGUAGAAACAACUCUAUGAGAACUUUAGCUACCAAAAUGCAGGAUUUAAUAAGUGUUCUGUAUGCUGUUUUGGCAAGAGGAUCUACCCACAGCAGUUGCAGAAAGAUAUAAAAAGAAAGAACACUUUGUCAAUAAGCUUGAGUCUUUCCUAGAGAUGUGGUAUAGCAUCGGACAUGUUUCUUCGUCAACUGUAUAAUACGGCACAUCACUGUAAAUGAUUGACAAACAAAGGUGAAGCAGUUGUCAAAGUUUUAUCACUUUAUUUCUGUUUUGUUUUGAUGAGUGAGAAUUUAAUAAUUUAACAGUCGGGGAUUCAAUAUGGGGCCAGCAAGAUACCACUUAGCUAUCUCUGGAAAAGCUGACCAACCUUAAAGGGAGCGUUCACCCCAAAAUAAAAAAAAAAUACAUAUUUGUCCUCUUACCUGUAGUGCAGGUUAUUUAAGAUAAUCCUGAGCAGUUCAUGUAGGAACUCUUUUCUUUUACCGAAAUAGACCCGCCAAUCGUAUCACAGUACAGAAGUCCCCUCGCGGUCCAACAUUGCUAGCUUGUGGACAUUAGUUUUUAGCUAACUAAUACUGCUAGCUCACUUGAGCUAUAGUUAAUGUUACAGCUCAGCCUUUGAGCCAUGAGGACGCCAUUUAUGUUUACAUCUCCCGCUGUCACGAGCACAAACCCCAUCGUUCAUUAGUAUGCUUUCGGGGUGAAUCGUUCCUUUAAACUGUUGGUAUAGUAACCCAAAGGCCACAUACCAUACUCGUUAAAGUUUGCAUUUGAUUUAAGUUUGAACUGGUUUUACCACGGUCCACAAAGUAAAUAAUGAAUACAAAAUUCAAGCAGUUUUUUUUUUUAUAACUAUCUUUAUACACAGAAUAAAAACACCUUUUUACAAACAACUUUGAACAGUUUUUUUUCCUUUUUAGAUGCCAUCUUAAUAUUAACUUAAAAAAAAAAACACUUUCUCCUGAAAUGUUAAUAAAUAGUCCAAAUAAAAAUGUACAUGUAUGUUACAAAAGCGCAGUGAAUACUGGAAUUGACAUUUGUAAUCCUUCAACAAAAAAAAAAAAAAAAAGAAAACGUGCCAGAUUCAAAGACGAACCUGAUGUUUAUUCCUUAUUAAGAAUCAUCUUCAUUGUAUCUAGUGUGAGAAGAUGAAGCCUUUUGACAAAUUAAUAAACAUUACACGAGCUUUUACAAUGUAGUCAAAGCCCUCAAGGUGCUUGAAGGAGACAAACAUUUUAAUUCCCAUUUGUGGAAUGACAAGAGCUCCCCUACAAUUUACACUCAGAAUGUUCACAAUACUGCAUAUUGGUGAUGCUGGUUGAGUGGGCUGAUGUGAAGGGAUGGUGAACAUGUUUAGAAGCCAAUCAUGUUAGCCAUAGUGUUUUGUUAGCAUCCGGUAUCAGUAGGAGUUAAUAAAGCUUGAAUGGGGAAUUAAUGUUUUUGAGCACAACCAAUCAAAAGGUUUACUAGUGAUUUAAAGAAUGACUACAUGACUUCAAAAAAACUGAAUAAGUGGAG
Molecule: messenger RNA, 3130 nt
Organism: Sander lucioperca (pikeperch)
Lineage: Eukaryota; Metazoa; Chordata; Actinopteri; Perciformes; Percidae
Gene: dhrs7b
Product: dehydrogenase/reductase (SDR family) member 7B
Exons: 7
Coding region: 121-1056 (311 amino acids)
Cellular component (GO): membrane
Molecular function (GO): oxidoreductase activity
Source: RefSeq, a predicted model, not a curated record